AUGGUGAGGCAGCGAUCCACCGCUUCUAGGCGCUCGUCCCAAAGCCGGGGUGCUUCCGAAAUUAGGUCAUUGCGAGCAGAGUCACUAGGUUCAAAGGCUGCGGAAACGGGAGCGUUGCAGAAGUUGACGAUAAAAAUCAAGCUCAAUCGCAAUUUCGACGAUACAUGCGAAAAGACUGAUCCGUUUGCUCCUACGGUGAACGAAGACAAUACAGACUACAACAAUGACCUUCCAUACUACUCGGUUUCGCAACCGUCAGUGACGACGCGGACUGGACGGACAAUACAUAAGCCACAGCAUGAGGAUGUCAUACAGGGCGGUGACUAUGAACAGAUCAUGGGUCUUAGCUCUGAGGGCUUUGGAGAGGACGACUUCAAGUUUCAACCAGACUUCUCGCGCGAUCUGCGUAAGUGCUCAUCGUCACAAAAACAUCAGAAAAAGCGAGGCGUGGGUCGUCCACGCGGCAAACAACCAUGCUUCACGUCCCACUUGGAUAGGGUUAGUGAGGAAGAAGACUGGCCAUCAUCAUCUACACUCCCAGCCCAGUCUUCUUUCGAGUACAACAGCUUCCAGCCAAGUCAGGACGUCUACGACAUCCUGAAUAGCCUCAAAGCUAGCACCAAAACUCACAUCGACCUGCCUAGUCUCAGCAACGCCGCCGACCCCGACGCCAUCCAACCCUACAGCGCCGAGCUCCUCACCAACCUCUACAUAAUCUGCUACCACGGAAGCCUCUGGAAUCUCUGCGACCUAAUCACCGACACCUGGAUCCGCGCCUUCCACGAGCGCCGCAAGAAAUCCCAAAACGACCCCGCCUACACCCUGUGGCGCCCCAACAAAGCUCUCGAAGCCCGCAAACAUGCAGCCCACCAAGCUCGCCUCAACGGCGUCCACAUCCCCUCAGAAUUCGAUCCCAACCCUGUAAACCUGCACCUCGACCCCACAGACCCUGAUCUCGAACCCAACGUAACAGACCCGCCCCUCCACCUCCUCACAUACCUCUACCACCACACCCCGCCCACCUGCGGCGCACGCAUACUAUGGGCCGACGCGCUGGCGCUGGCGGGUGAUCAGACAGAGAAGGGGAUGGAAGCGGCGCAGAGGAGGGGAGAAGAGGUGCAUCCGGAGUUGGUGUGGAAUGUUAUGCAGAGUGGGUUGAGGAUGGUGAGGAGGCGGUUGACGAUGAAGUGUGAGGAGAGUACUGAGGGAGCGUGGUGUAGGCGGUAUCAUGAGCAUGGGAGGAAUGGAGGGAGGUGUUAUAGGGAGGUUGCUGCGGAGGAAGACGAGGAA
Bipolaris oryzae ATCC 44560 is the source of this 1290-nucleotide messenger RNA. RefSeq lists its product as uncharacterized. The record is from RefSeq and is a predicted model, not a curated record. The transcript has 2 exons. NCBI's taxonomy places the organism in Eukaryota, Fungi, Ascomycota, Dothideomycetes, Pleosporales, Pleosporaceae. The annotation marks the transcript as partial.